Messenger RNA from Osmia bicornis bicornis, 3996 nucleotides. RefSeq names its product DNA excision repair protein ERCC-6-like. Gene Ontology annotation, biological process: transcription-coupled nucleotide-excision repair. Gene Ontology annotation, cellular component: nucleus. The coding region runs from base 611 to 3916 and encodes 1101 amino acids. The transcript is spliced from 14 exons. Lineage: Eukaryota; Metazoa; Arthropoda; Insecta; Hymenoptera; Megachilidae. The record is from RefSeq and is a predicted model, not a curated record. Gene Ontology annotation, molecular function: ATP binding; ATP-dependent chromatin remodeler activity.
AAUGUUUACUUGAAUAUUAAUCGAGAUAAAUGCAAACCUAAUUAGUUAUACAAGCUUUAUAUUAAUUUUAUAAAUUUUAUUUAAAGUGCUUUGUUUAUGUCGUAUAUGUGAAGGAGCCCUUUUUCAGAACUCGCUUCGGACCCCCGAAAUCUCAGGGCCGGCCCUGAUUAAUGUUACAUAUAUGUAUAAAUUAUGUUCAAAUUUUAAUAUAUUUUGUGUAUGUUAAAAGAAAAGAAUGUUCGUAUAACAUCCAAUUAUAUAAAAUUGAAAUUGUACACCGUAUCUUAUCUACAGCAUUAGUGCUACCAUCUGACAAUAUUUUGAAUGAAUCAGAUGACAUUUAAAUUCCCAGUGUGUUUAUGUGUGUUUAGCGCAGUUGAACGUGAUAAGAGUACACGUGUUGUAUUGCGUCAUGAUUAAUAAGAUAUGAUGGUUAAUCGUGUUUGAUGUAUUUAAAAACGUUAAUUGAUAUGAAAAUAUUUUAUUAAUAAGCGUAGUAAUUUAAUAUUGCAACGGAAUUAAAUUAAAAUGUAGUUUAGAAUUCCUACCUCCUUGUUUUGUCGAAUUUUAUGUAUUUUAGUUUGCUGUGAAACAUUUACUUAUUCCAAAUAUGGAAACUAAUGAUCAAGAUAUGGAAUCUGAUAAGGAAAAGAUAAAUGAUACACAUGUGAAUGAAGUAAUUAAUGAGAAUUUAUCGCAAAAGGUUUUGUCUAUAAGAAGCGAGGAAAGUAUCCUUUCUGAAGCAUCCAGAGAAAUUGAAAGUAUCGUGAAAGCAAAUAUACAAAUAAAGAGGAAAUCAGAAGUGUUAAAUGUUGAUGUAAAUAAUGAAAAAAGUAUUAUAGAUAGUUCAAAACAAAAGAAAUUAAAGGAACAAGUUUUAAGUGGAGAGAUAACACCAUUUGAAGCAAUUGAAAAGCAGUCUAAUUUAUCAGAUUCUCAAAGGAUAACUGAUAAGACUUCUAAUUUAUUAGACCUUGAAAAAUAUCUUCGCCAACAGGCUGAACUUGCCAAACAGAGACAGCUUUUAAAAAAAAACCCUAAAACAUCUGGUAACAAAGAUCAAAAGAUUCUUGUUAAAAAUUCAAAAUUAUCAAAUACUGUUUCUGAAGAAGGUAAAGUUGUAGAAAAAGCAAUUCCCAAAACUGCUAAAAGAAAAGCAGUUUCAGAACAUAAAACAACUAAGUAUUUACACAAAGAUGGUAGUAACUAUUGUGAAACACAAAGUACAAAGUCUACUGAAAUUAACAAAGUUACUAAAGGAAAUCAACAUUCAAAAAAUACAUCAAAUUUUUGCAGUGUUUCAAAAGACGAUACCGGUGAAAGAACAGUUGAAAGUACAGGCAAUAAAGAGUCCAUAAAUGACUCUGGAAGUGAAUAUGUUCCAAGUGAUGAACAGGUUGAUUCAGAAGAUGAAGUAUCUUCAUUCAAGAAGAAGAAAUCUCAUACAAGAUCUGGUCAUGUAAGAAGAGUUCUAGAUGAUGGAGAUGAAGAAAUGUACAGACACAGAGUGGAAUCAGGUGGUUUCUCAAAGAAUAAACCUCUACAUAAAAUAGAUAAUCUAUUUAAAGUUCCACAGUCCAUAUGGAAAAAAUUAUACAGGUAUCAAAGGGUGUCUGUACAAUGGCUUUGGGAACUCCAUUGUCGUAGUCUGGGAGGAUUACUAGGAGAUGAAAUGGGAUUGGGAAAAACAGUUCAAGUUAUUGCAUUUCUUGCAGGUUUAGAUUCUAGUGAAUUGCUUUCCGAUGGUGGAAGAUUUAGAGGGCUGGGACCAACGAUAGUCAUUUGCCCAGCCACAUUAAUGGAGCAGUGGGUAAAGCAUUUCCAUGAAUGGUGGCCUGUUCUAAGAGUAGUUGUCUUACAUCAAUCUGGAACUUAUAGUGGUAAUUUAGAAUAUUUAAUACAUUCCUUGCAAUGUGGUGGCGUACUGGUUACUUCUUAUUCUAGUAUGCUUAAACAUAAAGAAUUACUUGUAUCCACUGAGUGGCAUUAUGUUAUUCUUGACGAAGGUCAUAAAAUAAGGAAUCCUCAAGCAAAGGUUAGUAAAGCAGUAAAAGAAUUCUCGACACCGCAUCGACUGUUAUUAACUGGUAGUCCAAUGCAAAACUCCUUGAAGGAACUCUGGUCCCUUUUUGAUUUCAUUCUACCAGGAAAAUUAGGUACUUUACCUGCAUUUCUAGAACACUGUGCAGGUCCUAUAACUCGAGGAGGAUACGCGAAUGCUUCGCCUCUGCAAGAAGCUACCGCACUUCAUGUUGCUACCAUGCUUAAAGAUGCUAUUACCCCAUACAUGCUUAGAAGAACGAAGCAGGAUGUUCAACAUCAUGUUAGUUUACCGGAAAAGAAUGAGCAGGUAUUAUUCUGCAGUCUAACAGAAGAACAAAAAAAGCUGUAUAAAAGAUACUUAUGUUCUGAAGAUGUUUCCUUUGUAUUGCAUGAAAAGAAACAUACGGAAACCGGAAGAUACAGAGCUCGUCUUUUAAUAGCCUUAUCAGCACUUAGAAAAAUAUGCAAUCAUCCUGACUUAUUUGUUUAUACAAAUCCAGUUGAUUCCGACGAAGAUAUUAACAUGACAGACGAAUCGUUGGAGAAUUUCGGCUACUGGAAACGUUCAGGCAAAAUGAUAGUCGUUCAAUCUCUUCUUAAAAUUUGGAAGAAACAGGGCCACAGAGCAUUACUUUUUACUCAAGGAAGACAAAUGAUGCAUAUUCUAGAAUCUCUGGUGCAACAUGAAAAAUAUACAUAUUUAAGAAUGGAUGGUACUACUCCUAUGUCACAACGGCAAGAAACAAUUAGUUUGUUCAAUAGUAAUACUUCGUAUUUCAUUUUUUUGUUGACUACACGUGUGGGAGGAUUAGGAAUAAAUUUGACCGGGGCAAAUCGAGUGGUUAUUUAUGACCCAGACUGGAAUCCAGCAACUGAUGCCCAAGCUAAAGAACGUGCAUGGAGAAUCGGUCAAAAUAAAAACGUCACUAUUUAUAGACUCAUUACCGCCGGUACUAUUGAAGAGAAGAUAUAUCAUCGGCAGAUAUUUAAAGUGCUACUUUCUAACAAGGUGUUAGAAGAUCCACGUCAACGUAGGUUAUUUAAAACUUCCGAUUUAGUUGAACUUUUUAAUUUCAACGAAUCCAUUGACGGACAUUCUAGUGAAUCUGAUCAAUUGUUUCGAGAAUCAAGGUUGACACCAGCAAGUAGCAAAUUUUCAUCCAGUAAAAUUGAAAAGAUGCGCCGAUUAGCUGCCACGCUUAGUAAGAGUAUAAGUCAGAACACCAUAAAUUCUACACCUGUAGCGCAAACUGCAAAUGUUUCAGAAAACAACAAUCAAACGUCUGAAAGUAGCUCAAAAACGCAAAAGAAUGAAACCGACUUUGUUCCUCCUGAAAAACAUGAAAAUGUAGCUUCUAAUGAAAAUCAGAAUAUCAGUGAAACUGAUACUGAACAAAAUAAAAACAGCAUUGAGCAUAAUACACAAGAUAUUUCAACAGAAAGUGAAAUACAAAAUAAAGAUGAUGCCUCAGAUAAAAUUAAUGCAGAAAACCUGCCUAGUGAUUCAAAUAAAUUGGAUCAUAAACGGAAACGAAGUAGAAAAAGAUCAGACAAACAUGUAGCUUCUGCUAUGUUCGAAGGUGAACGUGUUUCAUACUUAAUUGGACGACGUCUUGGACAUUCUGAAACAGAUCAUUCUACUUCGACCGAGGAUGAUCAAUAUGUGUUAGAAAAGUUGUUUGCCAAAGCAAGUGUUACCUCUGCUUUUCAACAUGAUACAGUACUGUCAAAUUCAAAAUAUAAUUCGGAUGAUAGCAAUCCGAUGCAACGUUUGGCACGUGAAACAGCGCAAGAAAAUAUGGAUAAUAUUCGUAAAUCCCGAAAGUGGUGUUGGAAACCUACAUGGGAUUCCACAUCCUUAAAAAAUGACUGAUUCGUUUGUAAAGAUGGUAUAAAUAACAUGUAAAUUUAAUAGAUAUUUAUUGAUAAUUCAGUUCUUAAGGAAAAAAUGAU